AUGGCGCGGGGAAAGGCGUUUGGGGCUGCGUUUAGCACCCAGCAAGCACUCGAGGUUCCAGAGACCAGAGACCCGCUGAAAGCCACAGGGCACCUCGUGGCUGAGCCAGGAUUCAGCGGCUGUGGGGAACCCAGUGCCCCAGAGAAAGGUGAAGGGGUCCCGCCCGCAGGCCCUGCCCCAGAUCCCGGCCCCACCCUGGCCCCAGCAUCCGUGCCCAUGCCCACCGCCAAAGUGGGGCACCUGGCCCCUGGGAGCUACCGGCUGGUGGUCUUUGAGCUGGAGAACUUCCAGGGCCCCCAGGUGGAAUUCUCCAGGGAGUGCUUGAACCCGGGAGACCGCGGCUUCGACGGAGUGCGCAGCCUCAUCGUCACCUCUGGACCCUGGUCACCUUUGAGCAUCCGACUUCCAAGGGGAAACGUUCGUCCUGAGAAGGGCCAGUACCCGCCCUGGGACACCUGGUCCAGCAGCUACCGCAGCGACCGGCUCAUGUCCUUCCGACCCGUCAGGAGGGCUCUGUGCUGGGUAGGGUAUCAGUAUCCCUGCUACCUCGGGGACCAGUACCUGCUGGAGCCUGGUGACUUCCGGCACUGGAAUGAAUGGGGAGCCCUCCAGCCUCAGAUGCAGGCCCUGCGCCGCCUUCGGGACAGGCAGUGGCAUCUCGAGGGCUGCUUCCCUGUCCUGGCGGCGGAGCCCCCCAAGUGA
This is a messenger RNA of Myotis lucifugus (little brown bat), 702 nucleotides long. It is a transcript of the gene CRYBB1, whose product is annotated as crystallin beta B1. NCBI's taxonomy places the organism in Eukaryota, Metazoa, Chordata, Mammalia, Chiroptera, Vespertilionidae. The record is from RefSeq and is a predicted model, not a curated record. Gene Ontology annotation, biological process: lens development in camera-type eye; visual perception. The transcript is spliced from 7 exons. Gene Ontology annotation, molecular function: structural constituent of eye lens. Bases 1 to 702 code for a protein of 233 amino acids.